AUGACCAUAGAGCAGUUGAUGACUAUGCAGACUCUACUGAUGCAAGGAAUGACCCAUAUCAUGAACAACAUGCAGAAGAACCAAAAUCAGCACCAGAAUCAGAACCAGCACCAAGGAGGUAACAACGCGUUUGCCCCACCUAGGGACAAGCGUGGAGAGUUCAUGAAGGGACACCCACCGUUCUUCUCUCACUUAGCUGACCCUAUGCAAGCUGAGGACUGGCUUAAAGCUGUGGAGAAACAGCUGGUCAUUGCUAAGUGCAAUGACAGGGAGAAGGUUCUGUAUGGCUCUAGACAGCUUCAAGGAGCCGCACAGGACUGGUGGGAUUCGUACUGCUUCGUGCAUCAGGACCCAGAUACUAUCACUUGGGAUGAGUUCAAGGUCACCUUCAAAAUGCAUCAUGUUCCUGCCGGAUUGGUGAAGCAAAAGAAGACGGAGUUUCUGUCUCUGAAACAGGGCUCCAUGACUGUUUGUGAGUAUCGCGACAAGUUCACUCAGUUGUCGCGGUAUUGCCCGAAUGAGGUGGAGAACGAUGAAGACAAGCAAGAUCACUUCCUGGAAGGUCUGAAUGAUGACCUGUCCUACAUGAUGUCAAAUGUCAAGUAUGCUAGCUUCAAAGAGAUGGUGGACAGGGCAUUGGUGCUUGAGAGCAAGCGCCGCAAGAUGGAAGACAAGAAGAGGAAGUAUAACUCCUCUCAGCAGCAGGCUGGCCGUCCCUGCUACAACAAUCAGCAGGGCCCUCAGUCUCGCCCUACAUAUCAGUCUGGUAACCAAGGACAGUAG
Sorghum bicolor (sorghum) is the source of this 783-nucleotide messenger RNA. RefSeq lists its product as uncharacterized. The record is from RefSeq and is a predicted model, not a curated record. The transcript has a single exon. The coding region runs from base 1 to 783 and encodes 260 amino acids. NCBI's taxonomy places the organism in Eukaryota, Viridiplantae, Streptophyta, Magnoliopsida, Poales, Poaceae.